UUUUGUUUCUUAUAUGGCGAGAGCUUCUACAUUUAAAAAGUCAUGAAAUUACCCCCACGUCUUUGAUAUGAAACAGGUAGACCUGUCGUCUGUCAUGGUCAUUUUCUAUACUUGUUGAUUGUCGUGUUUCGGAUCUCAUAAAUUUUGCUCUGUACAAUUCAGAACACAAACUUGUUCACAAAAUUGCAGAGAGGAAUGUGGAUAUGUUCAUGUCCUUUCCUACCUUUCCCAUGAAGCUUACCCUAAUCAGAUACAGUGGCAUGUUUGUAUCAAACACUUUCCCCCAUUGUGUAAUUAAUCUGAGAGUUGUUUCAUUACCUUUUGUUCCAUGAUCUGACUGCAUUGAGAGAUUUCCUUUUCAAACAAGAAUCAGAAUCAGAAUGAAGGAGGACGGUUCAAAAAGAUCAAGCACCUUUGCAUCUUGUAUAGUGGGUGCUUUAUUUCUGGUGUUUAUAAUCAUCAUACUGCUCAUUCUCUUCUUCUCCCUAUUCAAGACCAAGGAUCCCAGAAUCACAGUCAAUGCUUUACAGGUCCCUGAUUUCCAUGUCUCCGACUUUCCAGAUCCAGGAAACAGUACUGUAAAUUUCACCAUUUCAGUUUAUCUGACACUCAAGAAUCCCAACAGGGCAAGUUUUAACUACUAUGAUAGCACCCUGCAGCUCAAUUAUGAGGGCGACCAGAUUGGAUUCAUGUUUAUUCCUGCAGGGAAAGUGUUGUCUCAGAGGUCUCAAUUUAUUGGCAUAACUCUGCCUGUGGAGCCCUUUUCUGCACAUUUCAAUCCAGAUUAUGACCCAACUCAGGGAGAUAAUAAUACCAUUUUCAUGUCUUUGGAGGCCAAUCUUAAAAUGGCAGGGCGUGUGAGGGUUCUGCAUGUGUUCACUCACCAUGUUCAGGCCUCUGCACACUGUGAGGUUCAUAUACGUAUACAUGAUGGCUCACUUAGGAGCUUUCAUUGCUGACAAGAGAAGCAAAAAAACCUAUGGAGUUUUGAUUUGUACUAGAACGGCGUUUUCUUUGUUCAAAAUGCAUUUGUGAUUCUUCUGUGUUUUGGAGUUAGUCACUGUUGAAGGCUUCAGCAGCUUCCAUGUCUUGAUUCUGGUAAGUUAAUUUAUUGGAUCUCCUGUAAAUAAGGGGUAUAAUUGAGCUAAAUGUUUUUAUUUGCCUCUAGGAUUUAUGGGAUUAAAUGAAAAUAAA
Molecule: messenger RNA, 1194 nt
Organism: Cryptomeria japonica (Japanese cedar)
Lineage: Eukaryota; Viridiplantae; Streptophyta; Pinopsida; Cupressales; Cupressaceae
Exons: 2
Coding region: 381-959 (192 amino acids)
Source: RefSeq, a predicted model, not a curated record